Molecule: messenger RNA, 3316 nt
Organism: Oryctolagus cuniculus (rabbit)
Lineage: Eukaryota; Metazoa; Chordata; Mammalia; Lagomorpha; Leporidae
Gene: TRIM55
Product: tripartite motif containing 55
Biological process (GO): regulation of microtubule cytoskeleton organization
Cellular component (GO): cytoplasm
Molecular function (GO): zinc ion binding
Source: RefSeq, a predicted model, not a curated record
CUUUGUGUUGAAGUCAGCUUUUACGAUGGGUUUUUCCCAGACCACCACCAGGACAAAGGUGAACAUUAAGCCAGUCUGAAUAUUGCCCUUGUGAAGCUGGGACGACGGUUUUCUACACCUGUUUGUCUGUUUCCACCUGUAAGGCUCCUUUUGGUGACUUACUUCAUAGAUUCUCAAGAUAGCGAUAGCGUUUGUGGUCCAGUUAGAUUCUCAGCCCUUGUUCUGCCCCUUCCUGGAGAAGCCUGUCACCAGGGUCUGACCGAGCACUCCCGGAGAGCUUGGCACAGGGACCAGGCAUGCACACUUGCACUUGUUGACAACUGUCAGCUUCGACCUCCUUCUCCUCACAAUCCCCCUGUCCCUGUCUAAAUGGGGUUUGUAAUCCUCCUUCCCACCCACUCUCUUCACUCCCUGGGGUAAGAAUGUUGACUCCUGCUCUCUGUCACCUGUCAGAAUCCAUCCUCCUGUCACUGGCUUAUAUGGACAAGUCAGCUCACGGUCACGUGACCCUGGGCUGCUAAAAACAGCUCAGGCACCCACUGUGAACCAGGGCCUGAAACAAUGUCCUCCACGGAGAGAAACGUAAAGGACACUUGAUCAUACAAUCCUUGGAAUUAUUUCUAGGAAAUAGUUUUAGAAGGCGUUCGGAGCACCCUUUCCCUGGCAGAACUCAGACGGCCAGGAGAUGAGCGCAUCUCUGAAUUACAAGUCUUUUUCCAAAGAGCAGCAGACCAUGGAUAACCUGGAGAAGCAACUUAUCUGCCCCAUUUGCUUGGAGAUGUUCACCAAGCCCGUGGUCAUCCUCCCCUGCCAGCAUAACCUGUGUAGGAAAUGUGCCAGUGAUAUUUUCCAGGCCUCCAACCCGUACUUGCCCACAAGAGGAGGCACAACUGUGGCGUCUGGGGGCCGAUUCCGAUGCCCAUCCUGUAGGCACGAAGUAGUUUUGGACAGACAUGGAGUCUAUGGACUUCAGAGGAACCUGCUGGUGGAAAAUAUCAUUGACAUCUACAAGCAGGAGUCUACCAGGCCAGAAAAGAAGUCUGACCAGCCCAUGUGUGAGGAGCACGAAGAGGAGCGCAUCAACAUCUACUGUCUCAACUGCGAAGUGCCCACCUGCUCCCUGUGCAAGGUGUUCGGCGCACACAAGGAUUGUCAGGUGGCUCCGCUCACGCACGUGUUCCAGAGGCAGAAGUCUGAGCUCAGUGAUGGCAUCGCCGUCCUUGUGGGAAGCAAUGAUCGGGUUCAGGGCGUGAUCAGUCAGCUGGAGGACACCUGUAAAACCAUUGAGGAAUGUUGCCGAAAACAGAAGCAGGAGCUUUGUGAGAAGUUUGACUACCUGUACGGCAUCUUGGAGGAAAGGAAGAAUGAAAUGACACAAGUCAUUACCCGGACCCAAGAAGAGAAACUGGAACACGUCCGUUCUCUGAUCAAAAAGUAUUCUGAUCACUUGGAGAAUGUAUCAAAGUUGGUUGAAUCAGGCAUCCAGUUCAUGGACGAGCCCGAAAUGGCAGUGUUUUUGCAGAAUGCCAAAACUCUGUUACAAAAAAUUUCUGAAGCAUCAAAGGCAUUUCAGAUGGAGAAAAUAGAACAUGGUUAUGAGAACAUGAACCACUUCACAGUCAACCUCGAUAGAGAAGAAAAAGUAAUACGUGACAUUGAUUUUUACAGAGAAGAUGAAGAUGAAGAAGAAGAAGGAGAAGGAGAAAUAGAAGAGGGAGAAGAAGGAGGCGAGGAAGUAUUAGAAGUGGAAGAGGUGGGAAGUAUUCAAAUAGAGUCAUCUGGAGAAGAUGAAAGUCCAGGAAAAGGCAUGGUGCCCCUUCAGUCGGUCUCGGAGGUCCAGGCUACCCCGGAAGCAGCACUUCCAGUCUCCUCUCCAGAACCACCUGCAGCCCUGCUCCCUGCUGUGGAUGCCCCUGCAACACAGGGGGAGGUGGUGCCCACUGGCUCCCAGCAGACCACAGAGUCUGAAACACCACUCCCUGCAGCAGCAGCAACUGCGGAUCCCUUGUUGUACCCUAGUUGGUAUAAAGGCCAAACCCGGAAAGCCAUCACCAAUCCACCUUGCACCCAAGGGAGCGAAGGUCUGGGACAAAUAGGGGCUCCGGGUUCUGAGGAUUCGAAUGUGCAGAAGGCAGAAGUGGCAGGAGCUGCAGCCAUUGAGAGGGCAGCAGUGAGUGGUAAGGAAACUAGUUCACCUGCAGCUACUUCUCAGGAGUUAGCAAUCUGCCUAGUGCUUUUGGCUUUUCUCAUACUUCACUACAUCUGGAGUCAGAUUCAGAGCUUGAUUUUUACUUUAAUGGAUUGGAUUUGAGGCCCCUCCCCUCCAGAGCCAGGCUGCAGCUCCAGGGAGCACGAGUGGAGCUGCUUCAGAGCCAGCUCGCCAUGUCUUCUCCUUUUCAUGGCUGAACUCCCUGAAUGAAUGAUGUUCAUUCCAACUGCUGCCCCUCCGUCUGCCUGGCUGAGACACACAUAGGCAGCAGGUGACUUAGAUGAAAUUAACGUGAUGCAGACGAUGAAUGGGACCUGUAAAUGGGAUUUCUGCAAAGAAAACAAGCAAAAACUGUUAUCCCAGAUGACUUACCUAACACAUUGAGGGAAAAGAACACUGAGAAAAUAGCUGCAGUAAACACUGGAGAAAAGAAACUUGAUCUUCUGCAAAUCUUUUACUGUGUGGGAAACAUUAUGAAGGGUGUGUAGGUGUGGUACCUGUGUUUGUGUCAGUAACAAGUGGCAAAUGUUGAAAAAAGUAGGCACUACACUCUCAUCUCUAUUAGGCACUAGCUGUUUGGUAUUCUAUCAUAGUAGUUCUUAUUUCUUCUUUUCCUCAACAAUACAGUGAAAUUCAAUGCCAAUUCAGUAGUGACUGAUUUAUCAAUAUAUGGGUAAAAGGUAAAUCAUUGACCAAAGCUAUGAAAUAUUUCGCAAAGUUGUCUUCAUUUACAUAGUAGACAUCACUGAGCAUAUAUCCAGAAAUGUCCUUUAAAUCUGGGGGUGCUUCAGAAGGCUGAAGCCUUGUGACAUUUUUCUAAUCUUAUUUGUAGAUCGCCAUUUAUCUCUAUUCACAUAUCAUGCAGAUACAUGAAAAGAACUUCUAGCGGGAGCUCUCUACUUUCUCAUAUAUCCACUGUGACACCAAUCUGGUAAACUAUAGAACAACUGCAUGUAUUUAAACAUAUAGGCACAUGAAACACAAUUAAAUAUAUAUGUAAUUUAUAUUUAAAUCAUGCUUUAUUUGUUGCACCGUAAUGCCUCCUUCAGUAUACAAAUGUGAUGACUCUGUACGAACUCUUAAAUAAAUGCUGUUCUUAAAAAUUUA